AUGUCUGAGGGAGUACAUACACAACAGAGUGCAGAACAGCCUACUCUCAACAUCUGGGACUUUGCUGGCCAAGAUUUGUACUACACAACGCACCAGACAUUCCUGUCUUCUCGGGCGAUCUACCUGGUUGUUUUCAACCUCUGUCACGAUCUUGACGAACCAAUGCCAGUCCAGGAUCAGGUAAGAUGUAAAGAUGGGAGCGGCGGUUCCAUCACAUCAUAUAGGACAACCCCGAUUCAGUAUCUAGAUUUCUGGAUGCAGUCGAUUUUCACCUACACCAAGGAAAACUCCUCACAAGACGUACAGAAAUCCCCACCAAUCUUCAUAGUUGGUACAAACAGAAACAGUGUUGGCGGGGAUGAUUUGCCAGACAAUGAACGUAAGGCCUUGAUAGAUGAGAUAUUUACACGGAUACGACUUGAGAUCCAUGACAAGCCGUACAACAGAUAUGUGGUUUCUGAAUUCUACGCAGUAGAGAACUCCCUGGAAGACAACGUGAAGAUUGAAAAACUACGCAACCACAUAGAGAGCAUAGCAAUGAAAGAGCCUUACAUGAAAGAGAGAAUCCCUUUGAACUGGCUGACCUUUGACGAUGAGAAGGCAAACAUAAGUGGUGGAAAACCUGUUAUGACACUGAAGCAGGUAAUGGAUGGCUUUGAGAUUGAAGAUGAAACUGAACUGCUGACGAUGCUGAAGUUCUAUCACGAUCUGGGCCACAUAAUAUACUUUGGAGGGGAUGGUGAAAGUCAGGCGCUGAAAGACGUGGUCAUUCUCAAGCCACAAUGGCUGAUCGAUGCCUUCAAGAAGAUCCUCACUGUUAAACAUCCAAGAAAACAGAGCAAAGAAUAUGCCAAUUCUUGGGGUCGACUGAAAAACAAUGGCAUAUUGGAUGAUUCGCUUAUCGACCACAUGUGGCAAGACAUCUUUGAGCACAAAACUGCCCUUCUGGACCUGAUGGACAUGUUUGACCUACUCUGUGAGCGAUUGGAUAAGCCGUCGGAGGAAGAGCACGGAAGCCCUGUUUCAUCCACUGCCGCCGCACAACAUGCCCAACCUUGUUCUGCAAAUGCAUCUUACUAUGUGCCUUCAAUGUUGCAGCGUCGGACAAGCUCACUUCAACAUGAAACCGUUGAGAAUAAGAACACAAGUGUGUUCUUUGUGGACUUCAAAGGAUUCCUGCCUGAUGGUUUGUACCAUCGGUUAGUUGUGCGAGCUUUGCGAUGGUCUCAAACAUUUGGUGGAAAAGAUCUAGAUCCUGGUCUGCUCUAUGAUCGAGCAAAUGUCUUUGUACACCACGAUCAUGAGUUUGUUCUGCAGAUGGUGCACCGAAAAGAUCUUGCAUACAUCAAAGUGAGUGUCGCGAGGCUGAUAGUCAUUCCAGCCCCACAAAAUGUCAAACCACCUUCAACUGAUGUCACGUGUGAGGUUAAGGACUUUGUGGAAGAGCAUCUGCAGAGUUUGAAAACCACGUGGAUCAAGCGAAUUAAGUACUGCAUCAGUGUCCAGUGUCCCAACAAGCUUGAAGAACCCCACUUUCUUCCACUGGAUGAUUGCUUGAAAAAGCCAGAAUUUCUCUGUCGGUUUAAACAUUGUCGAGCCCUUAUCAAAACGGAAGAAAUCCAAGCCAUGUUCAAGCAGGAAAGCUCCGAGGAAGAAGCUUCCGCUCGUGCCGAUAGACAGCCGAUGAGUGAUAUCCUUUUCAAAGAGAUAGCAAAAGACUUUGGCAAAGAGAGGGGGGAGGAUUUGGCCAAAGAGCUGGGAGUCGAAUCAGAAGAAGUUGACACGAAUAAAAAAGACUAUAACACUAGCGGGGUCAAUGAGCAAAUAUUCCAAAUCCUGUCACAGUGGAGGGAAACGCGUGGAAAUGAAGUGGACAAGAUGCGAAAAGAGCUCAUCGAUGCACUGAUGACGGUGGGAAAAUUUGGGCUUGCACAUAAAGUGCAGACUGAGUACUAA
Molecule: messenger RNA, 1956 nt
Organism: Patiria miniata (bat star)
Lineage: Eukaryota; Metazoa; Echinodermata; Asteroidea; Valvatida; Asterinidae
Product: probable serine/threonine-protein kinase pats1
Exons: 12
Coding region: 1-1956 (651 amino acids)
Biological process (GO): netrin-activated signaling pathway
Cellular component (GO): membrane
Molecular function (GO): netrin receptor activity; protein binding
Source: RefSeq, a predicted model, not a curated record